This is a messenger RNA of Linderina pennispora, 648 nucleotides long. RefSeq names its product 25S rRNA (adenine645-N1)-methyltransferase. The coding region runs from base 1 to 648 and encodes 215 amino acids. Gene Ontology annotation, cellular component: nucleolus. Lineage: Eukaryota; Fungi; Kickxellomycota; Kickxellomycetes; Kickxellales; Kickxellaceae. Gene Ontology annotation, molecular function: methyltransferase activity. The transcript has 2 exons. The record is from RefSeq and is a predicted model, not a curated record.
AUGCAGCAGAAGCUGAAGGGCGCACGGUUCCGGUGGAUCAACGAAAUGCUGUAUACGACCACCGGCGACAGGGCCUUCGACAUGGUGCAGAAGGACCCGGCCAUCUUUGAGGAAUACCACCGCGGGUUCUCGUCGCAGGUCGAGAAAUGGCCUGUCAACCCCAUCGACGUGUUUAUCGGGUAUCUGAAAAAGAGCAGCAAGAAGCUGGUGGUCGCCGACAUGGGCUGCGGCGAGGCUGGGAUUGCCGCGGCCGUGGGCAAUCAGCACGAGAUCCACUCGUUCGACCUUGUUGCACACAACAAGUACAUCACGCCGUGCAAUAUCGCCAACGUGCCGAUGGAAAGGGACACGGCUGACGUUGUUAUCUUUUCGCUGGCGCUGAUGGGCACGGACUUUUUGAAAUUCAUCCGCGAGGCGAACCGCAUUCUGCGCAAGGGCGGAGAGCUCAAGAUUGCCGAGGUGGUGAGCCGAAUCCCGGACAUCGAUGGGUUCGUCAAGGCGCUGGAGGGCCAGGGGUUCAAACACACGCACAAGGAUGCGUCAAACAAGAUGUUUAUCAUGCUGGAUUUCGUCAAAACAAAAAAUCCGCCAGCGUCGUUCAAUGCAAACUCGACGCUGCUCAAGCCGUGCAUCUACAAGCGGCGCUAG